Cydia strobilella is the source of this 1585-nucleotide messenger RNA. RefSeq names its product facilitated trehalose transporter Tret1-like. Gene Ontology annotation, biological process: transmembrane transport. The transcript has 8 exons. Gene Ontology annotation, cellular component: membrane. Gene Ontology annotation, molecular function: transmembrane transporter activity. NCBI's taxonomy places the organism in Eukaryota, Metazoa, Arthropoda, Insecta, Lepidoptera, Tortricidae. Bases 156 to 1532 code for a protein of 458 amino acids. The record is from RefSeq and is a predicted model, not a curated record.
CUUUUUAGUGCUGCUCUACGGAUUUCAUGCUCCCACCUAAGCUCCCACUAUUACAUUAAUACUUCCGCAAAUAUAUGUAUCCACCAUAAAUCACAUGGUGUGUAAAUUGUUGCUGGAAGAUUUAUUUUCAUUCAAAGUAAAUACAAAUUUUAAGAAUGGGAGUAGAAAAGAAAAUUGAAAAGGAAAAUGGGCAUACGUAUGUGCAAUGGCUAUCUGGUGUAGUUGCAAACUCGACUAUGUUCACCUAUGGCCUACAAGCCGGCUGGAUGUCGCCCUCCGCCAAGGUCCUGCAGUCCAGCUCCUCACCGACGGGCACUCCGCUGUCAGACUCCACGCUGGGCUGGGUCGCUAGUCUCAUGCCCAUCACUGCCUUCUUCACAGUGCCGCUCUUUGCCUUCCUCGCUGACAGGAUUGGUAGGAAGAACAGCUUAUUGCUUCUAACUGUUCCACAACUGGGAUCCUGGCUUUUCAAGCUGUUCGCCACGAACUUGACGUGCCUCAUCAUAGCCAGGAUACUGUUCGGCAUAUCCGCCGCCGGCUGCUUCAGCAUCGUGCCCAUGUACAACCGGGAGAUUGCUCGGGAAGAUAUCAGAGGGCGCAUGGUUUCCAUGUUGGUCUUCUUUCUUAAUCUAGGUAUACUAGCAAUGUAUGGAAUAGGAGCGUGCCUGGACUAUUAUACGGUGCUGUAUAUCGUGGUCUGGACGCCGGUCUUGACUUUCCUCUUUAUGCUGCUCUGCCCAGAGUCUCCUGGAUACUUGGUGAAGAUUGAGCGUUUUAAGGAUGCAGCCAAAAGCUUAUCACGCCUGAGAGGUCUCCCCAGUAGCGACAAAUCCCUGCAAUGUGAAUUGGACUACAUGAGGAAGCAGGACGAGUACUACAAAACACUCCCGAAUCUCUCGUUGAUAGUUAUUUUGAAGAACAAGACCUGGCGUAAGGCCUACCUGAUCGCCACGCUCGUUAUAAGCGUUCAGGCUCUGGCCGGUAACUUCGCGCUGGUUACCUACGGCGCCAACAUCCUGUCGGCAGUGGUCGACAUGAACGCUGAACUGCAGACGCUCAGCUUCCCUAUUAUCAUGAUGCUCGGCUCCAUCGUGUCUAUUUGCGUUAUGGAACAUGCCAGGAGGAAGAUAAUCCUCCUAUUUUCCUACGUGGUGUCAGGGUUAUCGCUGGCCAGCCUGGCGACGAUGAUCAUGUUGCCCGACAUUGCACCAGGAUGGCUGCUGCUGCUGGUCCUCGCCUGUUCUAUGUUCGUGUACGCUUUGGCUGUACUGCCUGGUCCAGUUAUCAUCAUGUCUGAGAUUUUCAACAUUCAGGUCCGAGCAAAGCUUAUAGGCGUAGUCACGGGCCAGGCCUGGUUCAUGAGUUUCACUCAACUGGCUGCCUUCGCUCCGAUCACCGCGGCUCUGGGCAUGCACACAUACUUUUACAUCUGCGCAUCGAUGAAUCUCCUCGGCAUUGUUACAGUCCUGGUACUCAUGCCCGAAACCAGAGGGAAAAGCAUUGAGGAAAUUGAGGAUGAAUUGAAGAAAUGAAUUUAGAAAUACAAAUAUCACGAAUCAUCGACUAAUAAAAUGUAUGAGUUUAA